Dendronephthya gigantea is the source of this 958-nucleotide messenger RNA. RefSeq names its product MAM and LDL-receptor class A domain-containing protein 1-like. The transcript has 6 exons. Gene Ontology annotation, cellular component: plasma membrane. Gene Ontology annotation, molecular function: protein binding. The coding region runs from base 14 to 958 and encodes 314 amino acids. The record is from RefSeq and is a predicted model, not a curated record. Lineage: Eukaryota; Metazoa; Cnidaria; Anthozoa; Malacalcyonacea; Nephtheidae.
UCUUAUCUCGAGUAUGGAGAAUGUGACAUCUUCAUUUUCGUACAAGUGGAUCAAAUACCACAAGUUCUUGGACAGAACAGGAAUAUGUUUCAGCUUUCAGUAUAAAAUCACAGGAGAUAACAAUACGUUGUCGAUGUAUUUUGCAACCUUGUCUGGGAAGAAAACGUUGGUUUGGAAAAUCCAUGGUAACCAUGGAAACGUUUGGAAAUAUGGGGAGAUCACGUAUUGGCCAAGUGAAAAUCUUUCGUUUAUCUUUGAAGGGCAAGUCAUUCAACCAGAUACCAUGGUCGCUAUUGCGAAUAUUUUGGUAAAAACAGAGUCUUGCAACGUAAAGGUCCAACCACUCUAUGCUGAUCCUGAAUAUAUAUGUUCGCCUAAAAAGUUUGAAUGUGGCAACGGGCAGUGUAUCAAGAAAGGCUAUCAAUGUGAUGGGGACCGAUAUUGUGCUGAUGGUUCAGAUGAGUUAUUUUGUGAAUGUCUCGCCGAUCAAGUCAAAUGUGAGGAGUCAGCAAGAUGUGUCGAUGCCAGAAAGUUGUGUAACGGGUUAAAAGAUUGUGACGACGGCAGUGAUGAACGGAAUUGUGACAGUAGUUGCGAGCAUGGGCAGUUUUAUUGUCCAAGUGGCCUUUGCAUUCCCUGGAAUUUAACAUGUGACGGAAUUUGGGAUUGUCCGGAUGGAGCAGAUGAACCACACGUGUGCUAUUGGACAACAGAAUUUGACAAAAAAAGAUGUCCGCUCAAUGAUCUCAGUUGCUUUGAAGAAUCCGCAAAUUUGACUUUUUGUGAAAAGUUCGCGGAGGGCAGUUGCGAUUUCGAGAGGAGUGGCCUUUGCAAUUGGGAACAGGUCCUUGAUGGUGGGGAUAACUUUGAUUGGUCAAUAAACAGUGGCUCAACUCCUUCCAAGUUCACUGGGCCGAAUGUUGAUCACACCACAGGGUCCAUAGAAGGUAGAAUUUGA